AAAAAACUUCAAAAAUUUUGGAUGAUUAUGAGGUUCCAGAUUUUUUCAAGGACGACUUGUUUCGUUAUGCUGCUGAAAAGAGAAGACCUCCCUAUAGAUGGUUUGUCAUGGGUCCAGCCAGAUCAGGCACAGCCAUUCACAUUGACCCAAUUGGAACUUCAGCUUGGAAUGCUCUAAUUUCUGGCCACAAAAAAUGGUGCCUAAUUCACCCUUCUACACCCAAACAAUUAAUUAAACCAAAAACUGAAGAAACUAAAAAUCUUGUACACCCAGAUGAAGCAAUUACUUGGUUUGGAACUGUUUUUCCCCGAGUUUGUAGUCCACAUUGGAAUAAUGAACGUUUUCCUGUUAUUCAUGCAAUUCAGAGGCCAGGAGAGUUAAUGUUCGUUCCUUCCGGUUGGUGGCAUGUUGUAAUGAAUUUGGAGACGACUAUCGCUGUUACUCAAAAUUUUUGUUCUGUGGUUAAUUUACCUAAUGUUUGGCCUAAAUUAAUUAAACAUUGUGAUUCAUCAAGUUCAUCCUCUUCUUCUUAUGAUUCCUCUUCGGAUUCUGGUGUUGAAUAUUGUGAUGGAAAAUCAAAAAUGGGGGCAACAACAAAUUAUGAAAAAAUUAAUGACAAAAAUGGGCAAAAUUUAGAAAAGCAAAAUAAAGAAGAAUAUUAUCGAGGGACUAAAAGGUGUGUGGAAGCAUACUACUACUUCCCCUCAACAACAAAGUAAAAAUAAUAAUAAUUCUUCCAAUCACAACGGAAAUCGACAUUGUAAGGAAGAGAAGGAGAGAGAGCUG
Meloidogyne enterolobii is the source of this 786-nucleotide messenger RNA. Lineage: Eukaryota; Metazoa; Nematoda; Chromadorea; Rhabditida; Meloidogynidae. The record is from the annotation of a GenBank genome assembly.